Messenger RNA from Schistocerca nitens (vagrant locust), 1640 nucleotides. Its product is annotated as ADP-ribose pyrophosphatase, mitochondrial. The transcript has a single exon. Bases 149 to 1075 code for a protein of 308 amino acids. Gene Ontology annotation, molecular function: ADP-ribose diphosphatase activity. The record is from RefSeq and is a predicted model, not a curated record. Lineage: Eukaryota; Metazoa; Arthropoda; Insecta; Orthoptera; Acrididae.
UGUUUUGUUAUUGUUUCUGUUUCUAAAUCUGCGAAAUUUGUGCUGGCAAGUGGAAGCGAUGUGAUUGGCGGAUUGUUUGUGAGUUGUGUAGAUUGGUACCGGGUUAAAGUUAAGGUGGACGUGCAAAUGUGUGGUAUAUGAGGAUGUAAUGAAUGUUUUCGUAUUGUAUCAUUUGUUGCUGGUUCUGACGCAAAUGUUCGGUGCAUCCUUUAGACAAGCGUCUCAGUGCAGGAUGAUGCAUUUUAAGUGCCGAGGAGGUUUCUACCCCAGAACAGACAAUAGUGUUGCGAGAUUUCCUGUACCCGACGAGAAAAUCCAAUGGGACAUCGACUAUCCUGAGUAUAAACCAACAAAUUACACGGCUGCUCAUAUCAAAGGCCAGAGUUGGGCAGAUCCGGUGAUUUCGCAUCCUUCGUUUCAUCCACAAUGGAACCAACUGGAUGGCAGUGUUAACCGCAAAAGUCACGUAGGAGUUUACAAAAUUGAAAAUUUAUUUCCAUUGAAUCCUGUGGGACGUACUGGAGUUUGCGGUAGAGGGUGUUUGGGUAGAUGGGGACCAAAUCAUGCAGCAGACCCGAUAGUAACGAGAUGGAAAAGGACGAGCAACCAUGAAAUUGAGCUGCAUCCAACGUCUGAAAAGAAAAUCCUCCAGUUUGUUGCAAUACAGCGCAGGGAUACACGAGAAUGGGCAAUACCUGGCGGAAUGGUGGAUCCUGGCGAGGUGGUAACAACCACCUUGAAGAGAGAAUUUUUCGAAGAAGCACUUGAUGCUUUAGGAAGAAAGCCUGAGCAGUUGAAUGAAGCAGAUGCAAUCGUGGCGAAGUUUUUUGAAAGUGGAGAAACAGUUUAUAAAGGUUAUGUAGAUGAUCCACGUAACACAGAUAAUGCGUGGAUGGAAACCGUCGCAGUGAAUUUUCAUGAUGAGACUGGUUUGUCUGUUGGCAAAUUGCCUCUUUCUGCAGGGGAUGAUGCCGUUAAUGUUAGAUGGAUGGAUGUGGGAAAGGAUCUGGAAUUAUAUGCAAGUCACAUAGAAUUUAUUGAAGCUGUGGCCGAGAAACGAAAUUCACAUUGGUAGGGUUACUUGGAAUCCGAACUAAAAAAUGUUUCCUAUGGUGUAAUUUGUUUAUAACGAAUUGGAAAAAAAUCCAGAAAGUUAAGUUGACGAUCUCUGAAAUUUUUGUAAUUUUCUUAAGGCUCAUGUGUUUGUACUGAGUUUUUCAGCAUUGUGACUUUAUUAUGAUUUCGACAAAAUCAGUAUAACACAAAUGAUUCAAGCAAAUGUGAUCACCAUAUAUAACGCUAUUUCCAUGCAGCAUCUACCCAUUUCCUAUAUAGGGAAUUCUUGUACGUUUCCCCGCAUAAACCUUGGGUUUAAUCUGUACAAGCAUUCUGUCUCAAAAAUAUAAUUUUCUAGGUUCUUUUUUGAAUUAGGUUAAUAAAUUUAUUGUUUUUCUUAAAUUGAUCUGAUUGUAAUACGAUUCUUUUAUUACACUAUAUAUGCUGAAUUUGUGACGUUCGUUGACAUUCCACUGAGAAGAAACUGAGGAAUCUGUUUUGAUACUCAUCUGUAAGUGCUCUGAGAGAGUGAUUUUGACUAAUUGCUCAUGCCCAAAGUAAAUGGUUGUUUUGCAGUGUAAUCU